AUGGCUGCUAACAACUCAGUGACUGGUGAUGAUUUGUGGUACAUACAUGUCAGGUUCACUAUUCUGCAGGUCCUGCUGGUCUUUUUUAUUUCCACCAACCUUUUGCUGAUCAUAACCUUUUUUAAGAAGGAGUAUUUCUACACGACUGCACGCUACAUCUUAUUUGCUGUUGCAUUAUUGUCAGAUAGUUUUAUAUUAUUCUUAUCUAAUAUCCAGCUCAUCUUGCUCCAUUUUCGCUUUCCCAUUCAAGUCUGGUUAUGUAUCAUUAUCUCUGUUGUAGUAAUUCUGUAUCUUACAGUCACACCAGUUACUCUGACAGUAAUGACCCUGGAGCGCUAUGUGGCCAUUUGUAUGCCCCUGCGUCAUGGAGAGCUCUGCACCACACGCAAUACUAUGCAUUUUAUCCUCAUCAUUCAUGGCCUCAGCUCUGUGCCUUGUAUUCUUAUUCUCUCCACCAUCUUUGUAUCAGCAUCCCUUAGCUUCUACAAGCAAUAUCAAAUAUGUUUAGUGGAGUUAAUUUUAAUUCAUGUUUGGCAGCAUUAUUUUAGGGCUGGUUUAUAUCAAGUCCAGUUUUUGAUCAUGUGCAUCAUUGUUAUUUUCUCCUAUGUUAAAAUAAUGAAAGUGGCCAAAGCUGCAUCAGGAGAGGAUAAAAAGUCAACAAAGAAAGGGCUCAGAACAGUGCUUCUUCAUGGUUUUCAGCUGCUGCUCUGUCUCAUUCAGAUGUGGUGCCCCUUAAUAGAAUCUUCAUUACUUCAGAUUAAUGUUAGUUUAUACGUAAUUGUCAGGUACAUUAACUUUAUACUGUUUUAUCUUGCUCCAAGAUGUCUGAGUCCUCUCAUUUAUGGACUCAGAGAUGAAGUCUUUUUUCGUGCACUGAAACACUAUGCCUCUUUUGGUUUGCAUAAAAGAGAUAUUAUUUGACAAAUUAGAAUCACAGUUAUUCUCUGUCUCUGUGUAGUUGUUUAUCUAUGACAAGUGUGGAUGUUGCACUGGGCUUUAUUGACUGAUGCUCACAACAAUGAGCCAGCAGGCCUCUCUGUGUUUUCCCACAAAACCACAG
Lates calcarifer (barramundi perch) is the source of this 1060-nucleotide messenger RNA. Its product is annotated as odorant receptor 131-2-like. The transcript has a single exon. Gene Ontology annotation, biological process: G protein-coupled receptor signaling pathway. Gene Ontology annotation, molecular function: G protein-coupled receptor activity. NCBI's taxonomy places the organism in Eukaryota, Metazoa, Chordata, Actinopteri, Centropomidae. Gene Ontology annotation, cellular component: membrane. The coding region runs from base 1 to 921 and encodes 306 amino acids. The record is from RefSeq and is a predicted model, not a curated record.